This is a messenger RNA of Heterostelium album PN500, 2433 nucleotides long. RefSeq lists its product as uncharacterized. The record is from RefSeq and is a predicted model, not a curated record. The transcript has 6 exons. Gene Ontology annotation, molecular function: protein binding. NCBI's taxonomy places the organism in Eukaryota, Evosea, Eumycetozoa, Acytosteliales, Acytosteliaceae. The coding region runs from base 1 to 2433 and encodes 810 amino acids.
AUGGUUGAUUAUGGUCAAUUAAAUCAAUUUGAAUAUUUAGAUCACACUGCUGAUAUUAUGUUUGUAUGGGGUGAUAACCUUGGUGUUGCUUUCGAACAGAUGGCAUUGGCAAUGAUGAACUAUAUGGUCGAAUUGGAUUCAGUACAUUUAGAUCAACAUCAAGAAGAUGAAAUUAAAGAACAUACUAUCAAUGUUGAAGAGUUUCUCGUUUUCAAAGAGAUCAAAGUUUUGUCGAUAGAUAAAAUCAACUUUAAGAUCACUGCAACUGGUAAAGGUGUAGAGUUGGAUAAAUCAAAGCAUACUACAGGUACAGAAAUCAAAGCUAUAACCUAUUCAUGUAUGAAGAUUGAAGAGAAACCAGAGAAAACUGAUAUUUAUCUGUUAAGAAAUAAGUUAUUUAACUUUGUUAAUUGGAUACAUUGUAUCGUGUUAAAGAAGCAAUAUAGUUUAAGUUGGCAAUGCAUGAUCAAUGAAUAUCCAGAGUUAUUGAUAGAUUACAGAUUUGAUGAUCGGUAUCUUUAUGAGUAUCUCUCAAAGUUUGGAGAUGCAAAUAAACAUGAACAACCACCUUUCGAUCGGUUAAAGAAUGCUAUGCUGGCUGCGAUCAGACAGAACAGAUUGGAUCUGAUAGAGACGAUCAUCAACAAACAACCAGGCCUUUGGCACUCAGAGAUCAUCACGUUUCAUCAGGCCUACCAAGAAGAGUUGUGUGUAACCGCUGCUGCAUAUGAACGAGAAGACAUUCUAAGGUAUCUAAUUGACAGUGUCGGUGUCAACUCGACUCUGGUUAUGCUUGCCACUCUCAAAAGUACGGUUGCUACCAAUCGUAAUUUAAAUAUUGCUCGACAAUGCUGUAAAUUCAUUGUAUUCGAUGAGUAUAUUAGUAACAUUAUCAUGGCUAUUGCACCGGUUAUCAAGUUGAACGAUUCCGACAUUUUUAUGAUGCUCUACAACUGCAGUGCUUCUAUCAAACCGAUAGCAAUUAAAGGUAUAUUGAAAACUGGCACUCUAGAUCUCUUGAACGUGGUAAAGGAAUUCGAGAAGAAGAGGUUUAGUGAAUUAGUGAUGUCAGUUGGUGAUUGUAUUUCAACUGCAGCCAAAUAUAAUCAAUUGGAAAUACUACAAUAUCUUCUAGAGAAUCAACUUGGUAAAAAGGAGAAUGCCGAUAAAUAUCUAUCGUGUCGUUCUGACACAAAUUUUGAGAUCAUUCAGUGUCUCUAUGAUUACUAUAAAGAUAGUAUAGUUUCAUAUCCACUAUUGAUAUCAAAAGCAAUUGUAUCUGGAAAUGUUCGAGUGUUGGAGUUUCUACUUUCUUUGGGUCGUCUUUCGGAUGACGAGAAAAGCAAAUGUUUUGCAACAAACCCUAUGAACUAUGCAGCAAAGAACAACCAUUUUGAUAUGUUAAAGUGGCUCCACUACAAUCGAAGUGAACCGGUCACUAAAAGUGUAAUGGAAGAAGCGAUACUCAGUAACAAUAUGGCGAUGGUUCAAUUCCUGGUUGAAAAUCGUACUGAAGGUUGUACUAAUAAAGCUAUUCAAUAUGCGUUGGAAGUAAGGAAUUUGGAGUUGGCACAAUAUCUUUUCGAUAAUAUAAGCGGAGUGAAUUGGCAGAUGAGAAACGAUCUCCUUGAGACUCUUUGUUACAACGGUUGUUUGGAUAUCAUUCGAUUCGUACUUGAAUACAUUCCUCUGGAACAUUCAUUCAGUCGUCAAGCAAUGAUAUACUCUGCUGCCAAUGGAUUUCUAGAGAUACUAAAACUUAUACAUCAGUCGCCAAACUCUGGAAGUACCUUCAAAACAAUGGACGCCGCUGCAGCGAACGGUCACCUCGAUAUUGUUGUUUGGUUGAACGAGAAUCGGACAGAGGGUUGUUCAGUUUCGGCGAUUGAUGGUGCCGCUGGAAAAGGUCACCUCGAUGUUGUGAAGUGGCUAUAUUUCAAUCGUUCAGAGGGAUUCAGUUCCACAGGAAUGGAUAAUGCCUUGGCAAAUGGUCAUACCGACGUCCUAGAAUUUCUUUAUGAAAAUAGAACGCAAGAUUGCUCACCAAGAUCAAUACAACUCGCUGCUGAAUACGGACACCUUAAUGUUUUGAAAUGGCUGAUCGCCAAUCAAAGUGAUGAUGAUGUGAACGAUCUUCAGUUUCCUUUAAGAGAACAUGCCAAAAGAGGAGAUUUGGAAGCAAUUAAGUAUCUAUAUGAAAUAGGUAGAGCGAAUAUCGAUCAUUCAACUCUUGAGUUUGCAACUAUUUAUGAUAGAUUCAAUGUAGUGCUUUGGAUACUGGAGAAUCACUUUGUCAAAGUUGACUCAUUGGAUUUUGGUCCGUUUAAUAAUGCUCUAUUGGAUAGUUAUAGAAGUGAUCCAAACAAAACUUUGUUAAAACUAAAAAAGCUUUCAUAUUGUCAAAUCAACAAUAUUCCAAAUAUAAGUUUUUAA